AUGAGUAAUAACUUUUCAUCACCAAUUAAUAAUAAAUCCAACAAACUACGAAAUAAUCAUCAAAAGCAACAGCGUAAAUCACAUUAUUUAAUAAAUCAAUCAAAUAAAAAUAACAAUAGCUACAGUAAUACAUCAUUAAGCUUAAACCAUAAUAUUACGUAUAACAAUUCAAGUCUAAAUCAAUCAAUCAAUCAAACUACUAAUCAAUUCAAAGCAAAAGAUGCAGAUGAAGUAAUAAAUUGGAUUGAUGAUUUAAAACAAAGAUAUCAAAAUUUAAAAAUUAAACAACAAAACGAAUUUAAAAUUUUACAAGAUGAACAAAAAUCUGAAAUUGAAAAUUUAAAAAGAAAAGAAAACUUAAGAAAGAAAUAUUUUAAUGAUGAAUUUAAUAAAUUAGGUCAAUUUUUACAAGAUAAAGAAUUAAAAGAAAAUGAAUUAAUUGAACAAUCAAGAAUUAGAAAUCUACGGAAGAAUGAAGAAAGUUUUGAUCAUAAUAAUAAUGAAUCACGGCAUCUAGCUGACGAGUUUUCACUGAAUCAAUACGAUGAAUAUGACGAAGAUGAAGUUGAAGAAGAAGAAGAAGAAGAAGAAGAAGAAGAAGAAGAAGAAGAAGAAGAAGAAGAACUUCACAUACCACAGCCGAUAAGUACUAGUGGCUUAACCUCCAAUUAUAAAGAUCAAGGUCAAAAUGUUGAAGAAGCUAUAGAAAUCUUAUCAGAAUCAGAAUCUGAAGUAGAUCAAGAAUUAGAAGAAGAGGAAGAAGAUGUGGAACAAGCUUACGAUGAGGAUGAUGAAGUCAAUACAAAUAAUUUUUUCAGUCCACAAAACUUAUACAACUUAGAUCAUAAUAAUAUGGCUCCUUUUAGUAACAGUCUACAAUAUGCACAACAAGCAAUUGAUCAUAGAAAAAUAAAUCCAUACGGAAGUGGCUAUGGGUAUGUGGAAGACCAAGCGGAGGAAGAGCUGGAAGAAGACGAAGAAGAUGAUGAAGACGAAGACGAAGAUGAAGACGAAGACGAAGGGGAAGUAGAAGAAUUGAUAGAAGAAGAAGAAGAAUUGAUAGAAGACGAUGAAGAACAUGAAGAUAACGAAGACCAACUUAUGCUAGAAGAUAAUGCCUAUCAUGUAAAAGCAAAUCAAAAUUACCAAAACCUAGACGAUAGUAUUGACAUCGAAGAAGAAUCUAGAUCAGAUAUAUAUGACGAGCUGGAUGAAGAACCCAAUAGCGAUGAUAGAAAAUUUAUUAAUGAUGAAGAUGAAGAUGAAGAAGUGGAAGACCAAUACAAUCCAGAUUUGAAUUUUGCAAACUCAGGUGAAAAUCACAACCAAGAAAAUAUUAUAAGUUUGGAUAAUAAUGCACUUCUGCAUGAACAAAAAAGUGAUGGAAUUCAAGAAAAUGAAGUUGAAGUAAAUGAGUCAGAAGUUGAGGCAGAAGAUUGGGAUGGCAUAGCCGAAGAUGAUUAUAGUGAUGAGGUAGAAGACCUAAGUGAACAAGAAAUUGAGGUAGAAGAUCAAAGUGAGAAAGAACAAGAUAGAGAACACCAAAAUAGCUCAGUUUAUGAUCAAAGUGAUGAUGAUGAUGAUGAUGUAAGAUCAUCACCUGAGCAACUGGAAAGACCUUCUAAUUUUGACUCCCAAGCUGAAGAUUAUGCAGAUGAAGAAAAAGAAGAUGAUACUGAUGAUAGACCAAAAUUAUCUGCCCAUACUUAUAAUACUUUAAUGCAAUUUGCUUCUAGUGCUUUAGGUGAAAGGAACAUACAUAAUUUUAAAGGGACUCAUUCUCAAUCAGGAUAUAUGGCAGAUUCUGAAUUUACUGAUAAUAAUUUAGCAAGAUAUAACUCCAUAAAAGAGGAUGAAGAAUUAAAUUCUGACUCUGAUUCAAAUCUCAAUGAAAAUGAUUAUAGACCUGAAGAUUUUGCUCCCUUACCAGAUGCGUUUUAUGCUCAUGAAUUAAGCAACCAAAAAAUUUGGAUUAACGAUUUAGAUGAUAAUAGAUCUGAUGCUUCAUUAGCUGAUGAAAGUCAAUUUGAAUCUAUGAAAAGUGAUUAUCAUCAAUCAAAUGUGAGAGGUUUUCAACCUUCAAAUGUUGAAUAUGAACUGAAGCCAAUAUAUGAGAGAAAGGAAGAAGAAGAGGAAGAAGAAGAGGAAGAAGAAGAGGAAGAAGAAGAGGAAGAAGAAGAAGAUGUCGAAAUGGAGACUGCUACUGAAGACGCUAUUGCCUCAACUUUGGAAGAAUCAAAUAUAGCAGAGUCUGCAGAUGAAGGACCACCCAUCCCAGUAUUCAAAUCAAUUGAAGAAGAAGAACCUGAAAUUACUUUACAAAAAUUAAAGGAAACUGAAUUAAAAUACAAUAUUAAAAUAAACGCUGUUGAAGAUUUAGAAAGAAGUAUACGAUCAUCAUCAUCCGAAACCACGAAUGAAACAAUUGAUCAAAUUAUUAAAAGAGCAAUUGACUCAAUUUCAGUCCCUGUUUUAGAGAGCAUUGAUGAUCAAGUCGAGGAAUAUUCCACUCUUACUGAAGAUUCAGACUCAUCACCAGUGGAGGAUGGCUCAGAUAUAAUUGAAGUAGAUGAAAACGAAUUUAAUAAGAAUAAGGAUGAAGAAACAGAGUCAUCAAACACCGAUCAUGAGAAGAAUUUUGCUGAAAUUGAUAUUGAUGAUAAUUUGGAAAAUACCGAAAUAGAGAUCUACCCACCAGAAUUAGAUACUUUAAACGAGUCAGAAGAAGUGGAUACUGCAAGAAAAGCUGCUGAUCACGAAAACUCAACAACAGAUCAAGUUGAUAAAGAUAUUUUGGAGCAGUCAAUAGGAGAAAUUGAACAAAUUGAAGCACCUGAUUUGGAUUCGGUACUUGAUAACUCCAUUAUGGAUGUGAACGAAAGUUUUGUCGAACAAGCUUCAACAAUGGAAAGUAACAAUGAUGUUUCAGUCUUUAAAGAGGAUCGAAAUGUAAUACAAAUGGAGGAUAAUGUACCUUAUGAAGCAGAUAGUUCUGACGAAUCAAAAACUGCACCAGCUGGAGAUUCAUCAUCAUAUGAUAACAACUUAUUGCAUCGCAAUUUGACCACAGACUUCAAGUCAAGUUUUGUCUCACUGAAUGGUCUUAAUGUACAUAAGAAACUAAUGAAUAUAUUCCCCAAUGUCGGAAGUUUUAAGGAUAAAAUUCAAUCGGGUUUAUCAGAAGCAAAUAUAUUGAAACUGAUUGAAGAAAAUGUGACUAAUGAAGUAAAGAACACAUUGGAAAAUGCAGAAGAUUUCAUUGAAACAAUGGAUGUCGCUAAAAGUACUAAUCAAGAUGCCAUAGAUGUUGAUGACAAAGUGAAAGAAUUUUCAGAGCAUACUAUUGAUAAGAUCAAAGAAGUAGAUGCUACAAAAUUAAUUAAUGAAGUUAGAGAAUCUGGAUCAAGAUUAGUUGAAGAAGUUAAAGAAACGUCAGAAAGUUUUGUCAAUGACAUCAAAGAAAUCCGGUCCAAUAUAUAUGAAACAGCUGGAGAUUUUGUUGAAAAUAUUGAUCAUUUUGAAAACAACGGUGAAGAUGCAAUGGAUGUUGAUGAAAAAGUUAAGGAAAUUGCAAACCAUGCUGUUGAUAAAAUAAGAGAAGUGGAUGUUGCAAAAGUUGGUAAAAAAGUUAAAAAAGCUGGUUUACAAUUAGCUGAAGAAGUUAAAGAAGCUGAAGAAGGUCUUGUUAAAGACGUCAGAGAAACUGGUUCCAAAAUGUUAGAAACAGCGGAAGACUUUGUUGAAAAAAUGGAUGUUUUCGAAAGUAAAGAUGAAAAUGCAAUUGAUGUUGAUGAAAGAGUGAAAGAUUUUGUAGAACUUGCAGUUGCAAAAUUGAAAAAAGUUGAUGUUUCUGAAAAAAGUAAAGAAGCAAGAAAUUUUGCUGAAAAUCUUGUGGAUCAAGUUGAAGAUGUUGGUACCAAUAUACUAGAAACAGCGGAAAAAUUUGUUGAAGAUAUGGAUAUUCUUGAAAGCAACGAUGAAAAUGCUAUAGAUGUUGAUGAAAAGGUUAAGCAAAUCGCAAACCAUGCUGUUGAUAAAAUAAGAGAAGUAGAUGUUGCAAAAAUUGGUAAACAAAUUAAAGUAGCUGGUUCACAAUUAACUGGAGAAGUUAAAGAAGUAGAAAAAGGUCUUGUUAAAGACGUCCGAGAACUUGGCUCCUAUUUAGUUGAAGAAGUUGAAGAAACGGCAAAAGGGUUUGUUGAAGAAGUGAAAAAAACUGGGUCCAAUUUAUAUGAAACGGCCAAAGAAUUUGUUGAAAAAGUGGAUGUUUUUGAGAGUAACGAUGAAGCUGCCAUAGAUGUUGAUGAGAAAGUGAAAGAUUUUGCAGAGCAUGCUGUUGGGAAAUUAAAAGAAGUUGAUUUCUCUCAAAGAAGUGAAGAAGCAAGAAAAUUUACAGAAAAUCUUGUGGACCAAGUUGAAGAUGUUGGUAACAAUGUACUAGAAACGGCAGAAGCAUUUGUUGAAGAGAUGGAUGCUCUAGAAAGCACCGAUGAAGAUGCAAUUAAUGUUGAUAAGAAAGUCCAAGAUCUUGCAGAUCAUGCUAUUGAUAGGUUGAAAGAGGUAGAUGUUGCAAAAUUAAGUAAGGAAGUCAAAGAAGCUGGAUCAAAUCUAGCUGAAGAAGUUAAAGAGAGAAUAGAUGGUUUUGUUGGUGAAGUAAAAAAAUCUGGAUCCAACCUAUAUGAAACAGCAGAAAAUUUUGUUGAAGAAAUGGAUACUUUUGAAUGCAAUGAUGAAGAUGCUAUAAAUAUUGAUGAAAAAGUCAAAGAGAUUGCAGAGCAUGCUUUCGAUAAAAUAAAAGAAGUAGAUAUUUCCAGAUUGAGCAAAGAAGUUAAAGAAUCUGGUUCACAAUUAGCUGGAAAAUUUGAAGAAACGGCAAAAGGUUUUGCUGAAGAGGUAAAAGAAGCUGGACUUGAUGUAUAUGAAAUGGCUGAAGAUUUCGUUGAGAAAAUCAAUAAUUCGGAAAGCAAUGACGAAGAUGCUAUAGACGUUGAUGAAAAAGUUGAAGAGCUUACGGAACAUGCUAUUGGUAAAAUUAAAGAAGUUGAUGUUGCAAAAUUGAGUAAAGAAAUCAAAGAAUCUGGAUCAGAUUAUAUUGAAAAAGUUAAAGAAACUGCACAUAAUUUUGCGGAAGAAGUUAAAGAUGUCGGGAUCAAUUUAUUGGGAACUGCAGAAAAUUUUGAGGAAGAUUUAAAUAACUUUGAAAGCAAUGAUGAAGAUGCUAUAGACGUCGACAAGAGGGUUGUCAACAUACUUCAGAACAAAUUUGAUCAAACUAAAGUUAAUGCAUCGCAUAUUCUUGAAAGGACUAAAGAAAUAGUCCCAACAAUUGUAAAUCGAUUUGGGCAAACAUUUGGACAAGUUACGGGAGCUACAAACUCAAUUUUUAAAAAUCUCAGGGACUUGAAUAAAAUUGACAGCAAGGGCGUUAAAGAAACUAAAUCAAAAUUUAACUUCCCUGAAAUGCCAUUUAAUAAAUUCAAGCGAUACUUAACCGACAGAAUACCUAUUCAUGAUACUAAGGAAAAAUUAUCUGAGUUGGAAUCAGAAUCUUCGGAAGAUGAAGACGGAUUUGACACUAUUACAGCUGAAAUUUCAUAUACACGUCCAUCUAAAAGAAGAAGAAGAAAAAGAAGGAUGAUUAGAUCAGGAAUUGAAACUUCAGAGAUUUUUUCUCUCACUGACUUAGAUAAUGAAAAGUUGAAGAAUGAAGAAUUGAAUGAAACAAAUAUAAAUGAUGAAGUUUUAGUUGAAAAUCAAAUAAUUGAGGAAGAAGAAGUCAUUAUUGAAAGAACACCCCUUGGGUCUCCAUUAGUAAAUUCAUUUAAAGAAAUAAAAACAACUAUUGAUGAACUUAACGAAAAAAUUAAAACAGAGGUCGAGGAAAUUAAAAUAAAAACAAUUGAUGAAAGUACAACUCUGGUAGGAUCAUCUACUGAUACUGACUUAAAAGUAUCUAAGAAAAGGAAAAGAUCAAAUAGACGGAAGAUACUUGGUUUAGAUUUAGAAGAAAUUGAACAAUUUGAAUCUAGGAGUUUAAGAAACGGUCAUAAAUUUGGAACCAAUGAUCAAAAUAUUAAUAGACCCAAUUAUGGCAAUAUAAAUUUUUCGAGUGGAGAGGUACCAUAUUUACAUCAAGAUUCAGUUGAGGGAUCAGAUCAUCCGGCUUCAAGAACAAGAUCCAAAUCACCUAUGAAAAGACUGUUCGAUGAUAUUGAUUCAGUCCUUGAUAAUAGUAGUCCUACUAGAAAAGUUAGAAAAAUAUCAGAUCUGAUCACUGCUCCAUACAAUUCAGAUGAAGAAAGAGGUCGAUCAAGAGAAAAAUGA
This is a messenger RNA of Lodderomyces jiufengensis, 6324 nucleotides long. RefSeq lists its product as uncharacterized. The transcript has a single exon. The record is from RefSeq and is a predicted model, not a curated record. Lineage: Eukaryota; Fungi; Ascomycota; Pichiomycetes; Serinales; Debaryomycetaceae. Bases 1 to 6324 code for a protein of 2107 amino acids.